This is a messenger RNA of Pneumocystis murina B123, 540 nucleotides long. RefSeq lists its product as hypothetical. Gene Ontology annotation, cellular component: cytoplasm; trans-Golgi network. Lineage: Eukaryota; Fungi; Ascomycota; Pneumocystomycetes; Pneumocystales; Pneumocystaceae. The record is from RefSeq and is a predicted model, not a curated record. Gene Ontology annotation, biological process: intracellular protein transport; protein localization to Golgi membrane; vesicle-mediated transport. Gene Ontology annotation, molecular function: GTPase activity; GTP binding. Bases 1 to 540 code for a protein of 179 amino acids. The transcript has 9 exons.
AUGGGUAUUUUAAUAUCACAUUUAUGGAAUAGUAUUUUAGGAUCUAAAGAAAGAAAGAUAGUAAUAGUUGGGUUAGAUAACGCAGGAAAAUCCACAAUAUUGUACCAAUUGCUUUUAGGUCAAGCUAUUCAAAUUCAGCCUACAAUUGGAAGUAAUGUAGAAGAAAUAAAGUAUAAGAAUAUUAAAUUUAUUAUAUGGGAUUUAGGAGGUCAAACAUCCUUACGUCAGUCUUGGAGUACAUAUUAUAAAUCUACAAGUGCAGUUAUAUUAGUUAUUGAUUCAACAGAUAAAGAAAGAAUAGAAAUUUCUAAAGACGAGUUAUCAAAGAUAAUGAAUGAUGAUAGUUUAAAAGAUUCUUUAUUAUUAGUUUUUGCAAAUAAACAAGAUAUUGAGAAUUCUAUGACGCCUAGUGAAAUUUCUAAUUUAUUAGGCCUUAUUAAUUUUAAGGAUAGAGCAUGGCAUAUUCAGGGAUGUUGUGGAUUAACAGGUGAUGGAUUAUAUAAAGGACUCGAUUGGAUUGUAUCAUCAUUGAAUAAAUAA